AUGGAGGCAUCCCGCUUGUACACCUGGCUCUUUACCGUUCUUAUCGGAGCGGUCGCCGUCACUUUGGGAUUCAUUACACUACAACGUCCGCUGGUACCACUCAUCGACGACGAAGUAGUAUACUGCUACGAAGGGAUCAGGACGCAUGAUGAAGCCUUGCCCACCGCCAGCUGCUUUGGCGUUCGAGAGGGCAAGUUCAGUCGCGUCAUGGCCAAGGGCGGUGAGGGUGAGGAUGAAUCUCUGGCAAGUCAGCGCAGUGAUGGGUAUGUCAUCCCCGGACUCUGGGAUGGCCACGGACACCUAAUGCAGUACGGAGAGUUUCUGCAUUCGGUAGAUCUGUUCGGGACCAAGAGCUUUGAGGAGGUGAGGCAAAGGUUGGCGGAGUAUUUGGAGGCUAACCCUGGUGCCGGCUCGAAGGAUGAGUGGGUCAGGGGUGUGGGAUGGGAUCAGAUGGCCCUCGGAAGGAUGCCAACGGCGGAUGACCUCAAGGCAGAUUCGGUCUUAAGUAGGAUCUACAUAAUGUUCGAUCGGGUCGACGUCCAUUGUACAUGGGUAUCUCAAGCUGUGUUGGAUCUUCUACCGGAAGAUAUCGAAGACGUCCCGGGAGGCGAGAUUAUCAGAGAGCCUGGAAUGGGAGUGUUCUGCGACAAUGCCAUGGAGAUGGUUUAUGGCCUAUUCCCAGAGCCAGGCAGGAAGAAGAAACAAGAGUUCAUCCGCACCGCAAUGCGUAACCUGAACAAGGUCGGACUUGUGGGGAUGCAUAACGCUGGGGAAUAUCCAAAGACCCUCGAAAUCUUCGAGGAGAUGGCGGACGAGGACGAAUGGACGGUCCGCAUAUACUCGAUGGCCGAAUGCCCGGAGCGCAACACUUUCUGUCCCGACAUGGUUAAGAAGGUUGAUAGACCUGAUGGGCGACUUACUGUGAGAAGUAUAAAGCUGUUUGCAGAUGGCGCGCUGGGAAGCUGGGGCAGUGCGAUGAUCGAGCCAUACAGUGACCGACCCGAUACGUCCGGAUCGCUGCUUGUCAAUAAAUCUACGUUGAUAAACGUGGCCAAAUCAUGGGCGACCGAGGGCUUCCAGGUCAAUAUCCAUGCUAUCGGAGAUCUAGCGAAUAGAUAUGCCGUUGAUGCCCUCGAGGACUCUCUCAAGGCCCUUUGCCCAAACGCAGUUCAUCUCGAAGACUGUCAGGAGAGCAAUCGUUUCCGUAUCGAACAUGCUCAGAUUAUACACCCGGACGACCAGGCAAGAAUACGUUCUAUAGGGUUAAUACCUUCUAUUCAGCCAACACAUGCGACUUCCGAUAUGAAGUAUGCCGAGGAGAGACUAGGUCCAGAGCGCACAUCGACGGAAGCGUACCGAAUGCGGUCGCUCCUGGAUUUAAAUCCCAUACUGGGAAGCGACUUUCCCGUUGAGCCGCCCAGCCCAUUCCAGGGUAUUUUCGCCGCCGUCACCAGACGGAGUCCCCAUACCGGGUUGGGGGUAGGGGGAAGCCCAGACGGAUGGCAAAUAAACGAGACGCUGACGGUGGACCAAGCUCUUCGUGGGUUUACCCUUGGAGUGGCGUACGGGGGGUUCAUGGAAGGAAAGGCGGGACUUAUCAAGGCAGGGGCUUUCGCCGAUUGGGUGGUUAUGGACAAGCCCAUCGAGACUUUGGAUGUGGAUGAGCUCCGAGAUCUCAGGGUCAAAGAGACCUGGGUCGGAGGCAGGCUCGUUUACAGAAGGGGAGAUCGGUCUUGA
Messenger RNA from Scedosporium apiospermum, 1737 nucleotides. Its product is annotated as Amidohydrolase 3. The transcript has 3 exons. The record is from RefSeq and is a predicted model, not a curated record. Gene Ontology annotation, molecular function: hydrolase activity, acting on carbon-nitrogen (but not peptide) bonds. NCBI's taxonomy places the organism in Eukaryota, Fungi, Ascomycota, Sordariomycetes, Microascales, Microascaceae. Bases 1 to 1737 code for a protein of 578 amino acids.